UGUGGCGUUCAGCAUUGUGCCUGACAGGGCAGGUGCCAGCACAAAUCAUUUAUGGCCUAGUGUAUAAAGAGUACUACUCCAGCUGAAGGCUACAGAAACCGUCAUGGAAUCAGCAGACGAGGAGCAGCCUCUGCUUCUUGACCCCCAGCAUCUUCCUCCGGCAAGGCCAGCAGCGGCAACAGAUGCCAACACACAUGAAUCUCCCAGCAGCAAGAACGUCGCUAGGCCAGCAGGGGGUUGGAAGGCGCCGAUGGCAAUGGUGCUGGUGCAGCUCUUCCAGACGGGGUUGGUCCUGCUCUCCAAGGUGGUGAUCGGCCACGGCCUGUGCGUCUUCGCGCUCGUCACCUACCGCAGUGCCUUCGGCACCGCGUUCCUCCUCCCCUUCGCGCUCAUCUGCGAGAGGGACAAGUGGAGGGAGAUGAUGAACUGGCGUGUCUCACGGUGGAUUAUCUUCAACGGGUUCAUCGGGUAUGCGGUGCCAAUAAACCUAUACUACAACGGUCUCCGAGAUACCACAUCAUCCUACGCCAUCAUAUUUCUCAACAUGAUCCCUCUCAUCACCUUCAUUCUCUCGCUUGCGUUCAAAAUGGAGAGAUUGAAAUUCGCCACAGUGGCCGGAUCACUGAAGAUAGUCGGCGUCCUGGCCUCUGUUGGAGGCACAAUGGUCAUAAACCUUUACAAGGGCAACGAGCUGCAUCUAUGGAGUUCCCUUCAGUACCACAAGAAUGAACAGACAGAGGUUGCAAGCCAUCAUGUAAGAGGAACAAUCUUCUUGGUGGCCAGCAGCUUCGCAUAUGCUUGCUGGUACCUGAUUCAGUCAGAGGUUCACAAAGUAUACCCAUACAAGUAUUGGUCAUCCAUGGCGACAUGCUUGGUAGGAGGGUUUAUGACAGCAUUCGCUGGAGUAGUAGUGAGAAGAGACUGGGACGCAUGGAAGCUUGGAUGGAAUCUGAAACUACUUACAGUUGUGUACUCGGGGGGUCUUGCAACGGCAGGGAAAUAUAGCCUGAAUUCAUGGGUCGUUGGCAAGCAAGGCCCAGCGUAUCCUCCAAUGUUCAGCCCAUUAUCAGUCGUCUUCACUGUUGUAUUGGGCUCCAUCCUUUUAGGAGACAGAAUUACAGUAGGAAGCCUCCUUGGAACAACAAUGGUGAUUGCUGGACUAUACGUAUUUCUUUGGGCUAAAUCACAAGAUCUGCCUGGGAAAUAAUAAAUCUAUUAGGUGGUACGGAAUUCUUGAACUACAUUAAAAAUUGUAUUAGUAUCAUCCUAAAUUGGCAUGGCUAGAUCAAAGGCUUUGCCUACUUUACUGUAAGCGCACUCCGCUGUAAAUGGAUUUGAUGAGUAAUAUAGUACAAAAUCUCUAUUUUCCCUCUUA
Panicum hallii is the source of this 1375-nucleotide messenger RNA. RefSeq names its product WAT1-related protein At5g64700-like. The transcript is spliced from 8 exons. Gene Ontology annotation, molecular function: transmembrane transporter activity. The coding region runs from base 104 to 1207 and encodes 367 amino acids. The record is from RefSeq and is a predicted model, not a curated record. Gene Ontology annotation, cellular component: plasma membrane. NCBI's taxonomy places the organism in Eukaryota, Viridiplantae, Streptophyta, Magnoliopsida, Poales, Poaceae.